Molecule: messenger RNA, 2047 nt
Organism: Salvelinus namaycush (lake trout)
Lineage: Eukaryota; Metazoa; Chordata; Actinopteri; Salmoniformes; Salmonidae
Product: homeobox protein SIX3-like
Exons: 4
Coding region: 855-1652 (265 amino acids)
Biological process (GO): regulation of transcription by RNA polymerase II; eye development
Cellular component (GO): nucleus; transcription regulator complex
Molecular function (GO): RNA polymerase II cis-regulatory region sequence-specific DNA binding; DNA-binding transcription factor activity, RNA polymerase II-specific
Source: RefSeq, a predicted model, not a curated record
GUGCGUUAGGUUUAGCAUGCCAGGCGUGCUGGGUGUGUUCGGUUUAACCCGCAGAAGUGUCGGGUGUGAUUGGAUUAACCUACCAGGGGUGCUGCCCACAUUUUUUCCCCCCAGCCAACAGGAAAACCAGAACGAAUGCACUUUCUCCUUUUCAGUCUGAGCCAGAUUGACAGUGCUAUGACCCAAUGAGAAUGGGGGGCCAACAAGGGUAAAAUAGUAGGGGAAGGGUUGUGAAUGUUUUUGUUUUUAAAGCUAAUUGCCUGAAAUUCUACACCUCCCCCCAUCCCCAGUGGCAAUUUCACCUAUGGCAUAACUAGCUACAUAUAUUUUUACCACUUUACACAUGUAUUUUGGGAUUCCACCUCUGUAAACAUCACUUGCGUGAUGACAUGGUAGUGGAUGAGAGUCUAAUUUCUUACAAGCACGUUUGUAUCCACAUCCUCUCCUCGCUGCUUCUCCUCGAUUACCUUUUUAGAAAGAAGGUGAGGAGAGGAUGAGAAGAAUCAAGGAAAUCCAAUUGAGAUUUUCUAUUGAUUUCGUUGAAUUCAGAACACUUUUUCUGGAUAAACUGUAACCCUUUUCUAACACUCUCCACUCCUCAUCCUCCUCCUCAUGUGUGUUUGUCCUCCGGAGGGGAAAGGGUCUGUUGCUUGCUAGGCUGUUAUGGGCAUUGCUGCUUUCACAGCCCCGCCCUUUUCACCAGGGCACCCAAUGGAGAUGCAGACCUAGGGUCCCACCCCGCCCAUCAGGUGAGCUAUAGAAAGACUCCACCAGACUGUCGAGCUCAUAACGGAGUUCAUAACGGACAACUGGCUUUUUUUCUAUUUUUUUCUUCUCUCCUCUACUCUGACCCGAUGGUGUUCAGAUCCCCGCUAGAGCUCUUUCCCGCCCAUCUCCUCCUGCCCCGCAUGCUCUUACCGGAGGAACUCCCUGCUUGCGCACCUGCCUCUGCUCUCCCUGGGCUCCGUUUCUCCGCAGCGCAGGUGGCAGGUGUGUGUGAGACUCUGGAGGAGACCGGGGACGUCGAGCGGCUCGCGCGGUUUCUGUGGUCCCUGCCGGUGGCCCCAGGUGGUGCAUGCUUCAUUACAGAGCAUGAGUCCGUCUGGAGGGCGCGUGCCGUGGUCGCCUUUCACACCGGGAACUACCGCGAACUCUACUGCAUCCUGGAGAACCACAGCUUUAUGCGCCGCGCCUCGCACGGUAAACUACAGGCCAUGUGGCUCGAGGCGCACUACCGGGAGGCUGAGAGGCUGCGCAGGCGGUCGCUGGGCCCGGUGGACAAGUACCGUAUCAGGAAGAAGUUCCCUUUGCCGAGAACCAUCUGGGACGGCGAGACGAACACACACUGCUUCAAGGAGCGGACGCGGGGCCUGCUGCGGGAACGGUACCUCCAGGACCCCUACCCAGACCCCGCGAGGAAAAGGGAGCUGGCGCGCGCCACCGGGCUCACUCCAACACAGGUCGGGAACUGGUUCAAGAACCGGAGACAGAGAGACCGCGCAGCCGCCAACAAGAACAGGCUCGCGCACCACGGGAUGCGACCGGGAGCCAUGCUCGCUCUGGCCAGGACUGAAUGCAGCCCCACCGGAAGUGCAUGCAGCCCGGAGAUGAUCCUCUCGGUAAUGGACAGCGACUCUGACUCUGACAUCUGAAACUCUGCCCAUUGAUAACGGGAUACAUGCUACUAAGGGGCUUGGAUUUCACAGAGAAUUCAUAUGGACAUAUUUAUUUUUGUUAUGUUAUAAGAGUUUGCUGUCUGAAACAGACCUACACGAUAUUUACAAUGUGCAGAACAUCCAUCUCUCUCGUAUCUUUCUUUUGUUCUCUCUUUCUCUCUCUCUUCUGAUGCUUUUCUGACAAUCAUGGUGUUUAGUGCACCUUCCCAGUCUGUUUGUCUAUCUGUAAAUAAAUUAUUCACCUGAUGUCAGGGAAAUUGUACAGAAGGUCCUUUGAAGCACUGUAAAGGCCUGUUUGUUGGUUUAUAAUUGACAAUUAUGUACUUUAUGAAAAUACAUGAAGUUGAUAUAAUUGUUAUGAGUUUAUUUAU